CGUUUUUCUGAAGUCGAACCGCUCAAGGUCGCUGCUGGCUGUUCCACAUUGCAUAUCUUAUUUGCCUUGUCGUAAACACUCGGGGCUCGUUGCGCUUACGCGUCUUUUGUGCUUUAGAAUCGUACAUUAUUGCAUAGUCGUCCUGCAAAGCUGGUUUUCGCAACCCAACGUACCUUCAACGGCAAUAUGAAUCGUCGUUUACAAAAUCAAAGGUCCACAGAGGCGCCCAUGGACUUUCAGUUCACAUCCCGCCCUAGUAGCACUGUAAGGCCCGUAUGGGCCACGUCUGACGCUGAUCCCAACACGCCUCGCAAACGCCCUUUUGGUGACCUAAAUCCAUCAACACCAUCAUUUCCAGCACCUCCGAACACCCCUAUCUUUGGUGAAAAUCGAAACGUCCCUUUCAUUUUCCAGACACCUGCGCCCCAGCCACCAGCCGCACAUCCCUGGGAACCACCGUCAGACUUUUCGCCUCAGAAGGCCUUUCCCGCACAGGAGGAGCUGAAAGAUAUUGAUAUGUCCGAGCUAAGUCCCGACAAGGCCGAGGAGAAGGAGGGAGAAGGAGGGAGGGCAGUGGCUACCGGAGCGCUAAGAAGGGUAUUCAAGUCGCGGCAGAAGGCUCGUGACAAAGGUCAUCUGGCUGUAAUACGGCAUUCAAACAAUGACCCAAGAGAUAGUGAAGAAAGUGACAGCGAGGAACAUGGUAGUCGCGCUGCUGUCUCCACUCAGAGUACGUCAAAUCAUUAUACGCUUAACAUGCCCUCGGUUCCGCUUCCCCACUCGGAUACGCCGUACAUAUUACUGGGCUACCUUCAAUUCUUCUUCAAUCUGUCUUUGGUCCUCGUCUUCCUAUAUCUGGUGCUUCAAUUCAUUCUCACGGUGCAACGGGAUGUUGAACAGCGGAUCUCUGAGUAUUCUAUGGACAUCGUGCAAGAAAUUGCCAUGUGCGCUUCGCAAUACAAAGACAAUUUAUGUGCUUCCAACCCUGUCCCUGCCAUGCUGAAACAAUGCGCUACGUGGGGGACAUGUAUGAACCGCGAUCCCACUGUCGUCGGACGAGCCAGAGUUGGGGCCGAGUUGAUCGCCGAGGUGGUGAACGGCUUUGUAGAACCAAUCAGUUGGAAAACACUGGCGUUUACGCUAACGUCUUUGUCGUUCCUAACCGUCUUUGUCAACACACUCCUAUCACUCUAUCGUUCACGACAUCAAGCUGCUUCCCAUCCUCAUCCGCCGUAUCCCGUGGCCCCUUUCCCCCAACAAAUUGAGGGAUAUCGACCUUCGGGUCCUGCGCAGUGGAAUCGAGUACGGCACGGGAAUGAUGACAGGAAUGCAGAAGAAGCUCCCCGUAGGAGGCGUCUAGAAGGGGGGCAAGCGGCUAAAAUCAAGUCAUGAUGAUUCAAAGAUGAAUGUUGAAAUGGAUAAAAGAUUCAAUGGAUAAAGAAAAAUUAAACUCAAUUUUAACGAAUGCAGACAUGACAUUAUGAUCUAAAAUCAAUCACUCUAAAGGGCCAAGCGGAUGACGAGCUUGAAUUUAUAGCUUUACGGGCAACAGAUAGUAAGCGGACAUAGAUGGUUAUUGAGAUAUAAAUAUAUACGUUAUGAUGUAGAUAAACUAUAACUCGCUUUGUACUAUGUCGGUUUAUUGUGUCUUGUGGAUACCUUGCUUCAGUAUACCCCAGGCCAAAUUCAAUCACAACCGCAUGUGUCAU
This is a messenger RNA of Serpula lacrymans var. lacrymans S7.9, 1709 nucleotides long. RefSeq lists its product as uncharacterized. Gene Ontology annotation, biological process: nuclear envelope organization; lipid homeostasis. NCBI's taxonomy places the organism in Eukaryota, Fungi, Basidiomycota, Agaricomycetes, Boletales, Serpulaceae. The coding region runs from base 187 to 1392 and encodes 401 amino acids. The record is from RefSeq and is a predicted model, not a curated record. The transcript has 7 exons. Gene Ontology annotation, cellular component: nuclear membrane; nuclear envelope.